This is a messenger RNA of Eleginops maclovinus (Patagonian blennie), 2051 nucleotides long. RefSeq lists its product as uncharacterized. NCBI's taxonomy places the organism in Eukaryota, Metazoa, Chordata, Actinopteri, Perciformes, Eleginopidae. The record is from RefSeq and is a predicted model, not a curated record. The transcript is spliced from 2 exons. Gene Ontology annotation, molecular function: protein dimerization activity. The coding region runs from base 187 to 1740 and encodes 517 amino acids.
GGCCCACAUCCAGUGCCGCCGCUCCCAUAACGCGCAUUACGCGCUGUGCGUAGGGCACCAAGUGUCGAGGGGGCACCACCAAAAAUAGCCUAAUGAAAAAUCGUCAUAAUAAUUAUAAGGCCGAAAUUAUUUCAGUAGACUAUAGAAAUAUGAGGCACUUUUUAGGCAUACUACUCAAAGGUACCGAUGGUGCCCCCCUCUCCCCUCCCCCCCUCCCCUCCCCACUCACACAAACACAAACGAAAACACAAUCUGCACAAUCUGCGUCCCAAGCGCCCUGUGGGUGCCCUUGCUGUCAGUGGUCUUUUGGAUUACUCGACAUUUUUGGAAAUGAAAAGGCAACAGGAGUCAGGAGCAGAAAAAAGAAAAAAGAGGAAACAGCGAGAUGAUGCCCGUGCAUCACUUGCAGGGUCAAUGCUGAAAUACGUUCAAGCGGGAGCACGAGGCCAAGAAGAGGACACAGAUGAGGAAGAACCAUCGACAAGUUCACCCAAUCAACCCCAGCCAGCAAGCAGGUCUGUACACCCCGCAACAGUACUAAGCCCUGAUCAACCACCCUCAACCACCACAGAUACACAGCAGAUAACCACCACCUCUGAAAGUCCUGUCACUGAGAGUCCGUCAGAAGGUGACAAGGUAGAAACGGGUUUGCCCUCUCCAACUGAUCCUGCUCUCUGGCCAUUACGGAUUUUAGAUGCGGAUCGUGUUGAGAUCGUACGAAGAGGUCCAUUUAGAGUCCCAUCAGAUUUUAAUUUUCCAAAGGGACUAGAUGGCAGGGCGUUUCAUAGUAGCCUGCAUUUCAAAACGCUCUCAAAUGGAGAGAAAGUCAAGAGAAGUUGGCUUGUUUACUCGAAACAGAACAAUGCUGCAUUCUGUUUUGCGUGUAAGCUUUUCAGUUUGAAAGCUAUAAAGCUCACUGCAGAGGGCAACGGUGACUGGUCCAACAUUAACAAUAAUUUGAUAAGUCAUGAAUGUAGCUCAGACCAUGCCCAGUGCAUGUUUAAAUGGAGAGAACUGGACACACGUUUACAGACAAAUACGACAAUAGACUACCAGGAACAGACAUUGCUGGAGGCAGAAAAAAGAAGGUGGCGAGAUGUUCUCAAACGCUUACUGAAAAUAACCCUAUCUCUUGCCUCAAGGAAUUUGUCAUUUAGAGGCUCUUCACAGUGUCUGUAUGAACCAGACAAUGGCAACUUCUUAAAAGAAGUGGAACUUUUAGGCAGUUUUGAUCCUGUGAUGGAGAACCACCUGACCAAGAUAACCGAUUUCAGCAGAGUGCACGGAAUGUCCAAGGAGAACCUGCAAAAAAACUGCAUCGAAGUGCAGAAGACACUGACUGAGAAAGGAAAUUCGGAUAUUGAUGGACUUGAGAUGGUUCAGGAAAUCAUCAACCUUCCUCAACUGCCACCACAAACAACUGCCUUGGAGUUGCUCUCAUUUCUCCAUGAGAAUCGCCUUCAAGAGGUGUAUCCAAAUCUCUGGGUUGCUCUUCGAAUCGCAUUGACUCUCCCUGUUACAGUUGCCUCUGCUGAGCGAAGUUUUUCGAAACUGAAGCUCAUCAAAACUUACUUACGUUCAACAAUGGGGCAGGAACGUCUAAGUGGUCUUGCUGUCAUCAGCAUUAAUGGUGAAGUGGCUCAGAGGCUGUCCUAUGAUGACCUAAUUAAUGACUUUGCAGCGAGGAAAUGCAGACGUGUUCCAGUCUUUAUAGAGAAAUGCUUGAUUGUUAAAGAAUAGCAUUAUGCUCUCUCAAAAAGGAUGUCCUUGAUUUAUUUUGAUAACACUUUUUUUGCACUUUACUUGAAUGUGUUUUAGCUGUUCUACAAAGCCUUACUGUUUACAAAGUAAGUAAAGUUGUGACUUUUCGUCCUCUAAAUCUUUGUUUUAUUUAAGAUUUUAUUGAUUGUACUUAUUGAUGUUAUUUAGUGUAAUUUAUUCAAAGUUACUGAAGGAAAGUUUGCACUUUCAAAUGUCAAAAGUUUGUUGUUUUGCUGUGUGUUUGCUGCUGCUAUUGUUUUAUAUGUUUGGUAAUAAAAAAGUUAAACUUU